CCGGGCGCGAAGGCCACGAGCGGCUCCUCUUGCGCCGCCGGGCGCCCUCGCCGCCCGGGUCCUCCCACCGCCGUAUAAAGCCUGGGGCGGGCGGCAGCGCCCUUCGCUCUGCCCGCCGCGGAAGGAGGAGCGGCAUCCCGGGCGCGGCACCGGCUGCUCCUGGCGGCGCUUUUCCCCUUUCUCCCACCUCCUCCCUCGGGGCUGGCGGCGCGGGGAGCGGCGGCGGUGCGGAGGGGGAAGAUGGCGUGGAGCGGCGCCCGGCUCCCGCGGCUCCUCCUGCCGCUGCUGCUGGCCUUGGCGCUGCCGGUGGCGGGGGAGCGGCGCUCCGGGCCCGGCCCCGCAGAUAACCUCCUAGUUUUUACUGUAGCAACUAAAGAAACCGACGGCUUUCAUCGCUUCAUGCAGACUGCAAAGCACUUCAACUACACAGUGAAGGUACUUGGAAAAGGUGAAGAGUGGAAAGGUGGUGAGUUGGCGAACUCCAUUGGUGGAGGGCAGAAAGUCCGACUGCUGAAAGAAGGCAUACAGGGCUAUGCUGAUCAAGAGGACUUGAUUGUAAUGUUUGUUGAAUGCUAUGAUGUAAUCUUUGCGGGAGGACCUGAAGAACUGCUAAAGAAAUUUCAGGAAACAAAUCAUAAAGUAGUGUUUGCAGCAGAUGGAUUAAUUUGGCCAGAUAAAAGGCUAGCUGACAAGUAUCCUGUGGUCCGGAGUGGAAAACGAUUCCUGAACUCAGGAGGAUUUAUUGGUUAUGCUCCGUAUAUAAAUCGUAUUGUGCAGCAAUGGAAUCUGCAGGAUAAUGAUGAUGACCAGCUGUUUUACACCAAAAUCUAUGUUGACCCAUUGGCGAGGGAAAGCCUGAACAUUACUUUGGACCACAAGUGUGCUAUUUUCCAGACAUUAAAUGGAGCUGUUGAUGAAGUUCAUCUGAAUUUUGAAGAAGGGAAAGUAAGAGCAAGGAAUUCUGUGUAUGAAACAUUACCGAUCGCUGUUCUCGGAAAUGGUCCGACUAAAAUUUACUUGAAUUACUUGGGAAACUAUAUCCCCAAUGCUUGGACACGGGAAACUGGAUGCAGUAUUUGUGAUUUAGACAUGCUGGAUCUGUCAACAGUAACGGAAUAUCCCAGCGUAAAAAUUGGUGUUUUCAUUGAACAACCCACUCCUUUCCUACCUAAAUUUUUAGACAGACUGUUGACUCUGGAUUACCCAAAGGAGGCUCUCAGUGUUUUCAUUCAUAAUAAUGAGGUUUACCAUGAAAAGCACAUCAAGAAAUUCUGGGAAAAAGCCAAGAACAUUAUCAGAAAUAUAAAAAUUGUUGGACCUGAAGAAAAUCUGAGUCAAGCAGAAGCCCGGAACAUGGGAAUGGACCUUUGUCGCCAGGAUGAAGCAUGCGAAUACUACUUCAGCAUAGAUGCAGAUGUUGUACUGACAAACCCGAAGACUUUAAAGAUACUGAUAGAACAGAACAGAAAGAUAAUUGCUCCACUUGUAACUCGUCAUGGGAAGCUUUGGUCCAAUUUCUGGGGUGCUUUGAGCCCAGAUGGCUACUAUGCUCGUUCAGAAGAUUACAUUGAUAUUGUCCAAGGGAACAGAGUAGGAGUAUGGAAUAUACCUUAUAUGGCUAAUAUAUACUUGAUUAAGGGCCAAACUCUCAGGUCAGAGAUGAAAGAAAAGAACUACUUCAUGCGUGAUAAGCUGGAUCCUGAUAUGGCUCUCUGCAGGAAUGCCAGGGAAAUGGGUGUUUUCAUGUACAUUACAAACAGACAUGAAUUUGGAAGACUUAUCUCCACAGCCAAUUAUAACACCUCCCACUACAACAAUGACCUCUGGCAGAUAUUUGAGAAUCCUGUGGACUGGAAGGAAACCUACAUAAAUCCCAACUAUUCAAAGAUCUUUACUGAUAAUAUAGUAGAACAGCCAUGUCCAGAUGUUUUUUGGUUUCCCAUAUUUUCUGACACUGCUUGUGAUGAAUUGGUAGAAGAAAUGGAACAUUUUGGACAAUGGUCUGGUGGAAAACACCAAGACAGCCGUAUUUCUGGUGGUUAUGAAAAUGUCCCAACUGAUGAUAUCCACAUGAAGCAAAUUGGACUGGAUAACGAAUGGCUGCACUUCAUAAGAGAAUUCAUUGCACCAGUAACAUUAAAAGUGUUUGCUGGUUAUUAUACCAAGGGAUAUGCUUUAUUGAAUUUUGUUGUAAAAUAUAGCCCUGACAGACAACGAUCGCUCAGACCUCAUCACGACUCCUCUACAUUCACAAUCAACAUUGCACUCAACAAAGUAGGAGAGGAUUUUCAAGGAGGUGGAUGUAAAUUUCUUAGGUACAACUGCUCCAUUGAAUCACCAAGGAAAGGAUGGAGUUUUAUGCACCCAGGAAGACUCACUCAUUUACAUGAAGGACUUCCUAUCUUGAAUGGCACAAGAUACAUUGCAGUAUCAUUUAUUGACCCUUAAUUUUAUUGUUUUGCCCUCUUCAACAUCAGUGUUUGGUUCCUUACAUAAACAUUUAUUUAUAGUUUUCUUCUGGAAGAUGGUGAUACACGAAGUUACUGUUCCCAGACAGCAAGGUUACUUUGGGCUAAAAGAAUGAAAAAAGAAACUGUUUUUAAAUUGUUGAACAUUUCUCAUAUGUGCUCUGAGCCUUGAGUUACAAAGUAAACGUGUCCUGCUUAUUUUUCCAUUCUGCUGUCUUGAAGAAUAGGUGAGGAGGGAAAAUGGAAAAACAUUUUAUAAUUAAUUCAUUCUUUGUUGGGAAAAAAAAAACAUCCUAUAUGCAAAAUUACCUGAAAAAAUUAUUGUGGUUUCCAUUCUGUAAGUGACCCACCUGAAGUUGUGUGGUAUGUGUAUUUGGUACCAAUCGAUUAAAAAACACAGCAUAAAAACAGUAUGGAGUGAAUGUCAUAUACAGUCAUUGGGAGUCAAGCAAUAACUCCAUCAGCUGGUACAUACUGAAGGGAAAACAGCUUGGUAACAUGUCGUCUUAAUUCAUUUUUGUCAUUAGAGGAGAAAAAAAAAUUGCAAAGAAGGAGUAACAAAUAAUUUAGCUAAGAAAAAAUGUUUUUAUCAUUUGUUUUAAGAACUCAUCCUCUUGGAAAUUUAUUUUUCUUCACCAAGUGACCUUCCUUUCAAAUGAGUUAUUUUUCUAAAUGUGUAAUUGCACCCAAUUGAUGCUAGAAAUCUGAUGUUUAUUUUCACAGUGCUGAUAAAUUCUAAUAGCAGGAUAUUUUGUAAAGACAAUUUUCUAUUAUUUAAAAUUACUUGAAUUUUCUAUCAGGAAAAUGAAAUUGCGGAAGCCUCUUUUAAACCGAAGGAUCUUAACUUGCCAUUUGUUUUAAAGAAAUCCAUUUCAAAUAAUCCUACUGUAUCUACUGUUUGUAAUUUAAAGAAACUUGAAGCAAACUAUCUCAAAGUCUACCGUGCCAAGAUGCACAAUGUGUUGGAAAAACUUGUGAAAAAUAAAAGGUAAUUUUAAAUUAAAUGUAACAGCUUGUUACUUGACUGUAUUAAGUAGUUCUU
Molecule: messenger RNA, 3510 nt
Organism: Phasianus colchicus (ring-necked pheasant)
Lineage: Eukaryota; Metazoa; Chordata; Aves; Galliformes; Phasianidae
Gene: PLOD2
Product: procollagen-lysine,2-oxoglutarate 5-dioxygenase 2
Biological process (GO): peptidyl-lysine hydroxylation
Cellular component (GO): endoplasmic reticulum
Molecular function (GO): iron ion binding; L-ascorbic acid binding; procollagen-lysine 5-dioxygenase activity
Source: RefSeq, a predicted model, not a curated record